GGACGGUUCCGGAGUCCGGACCCAGGUCGCUCGAAAAUCUCCGAGUCGAGCCCAAUCCCCAAAAUCCCAAUUGAAGCCGCCCGCCUCUCGCCCCCAAACCCUCGCCCAGUUCAAGGACCUCGCCGCCGCCGCCGCCGCCGCCGGCCGCCGUCUCCACCCGACCGCCGCCAUGGCUCGCAACGAGGAGAAGGCGCAGUCAAUGCUGAACCGCUUCAUUACGAUGAAGCAGGAGGAGAAGCGCAAGCCUCGGGAGCGCCGGCCCUACCUCGCCUCCGAGUGCCGCGACCUCGCCGACGCCGAGCGCUGGCGCUCUGAGAUCCUCCGCGAGAUCGGCGCCAAGGUCGCCGAGAUCCAGAACGAGGGUCUCGGCGAGCACCGCCUCCGCGACCUCAACGACGAGAUCAACAAGCUCCUCCGCGAGCGCGGCCACUGGGAGCGCCGCAUCGUCGAGCUCGGCGGCCGCGACUACUCCCGCAGCUCCAACGCGCCGCUUAUGACAGACCUCGACGGCAACAUAGUCGCCGUCCCCAACCCUUCGGGCCGCGGACCGGGGUACCGCUACUUUGGCGCGGCCAGGAAGCUCCCUGGCGUGCGGGAGCUCUUCGACAAGCCGCCCGAGAUGCGGAAGCGCCGAACCCGCUACGAGAUCCACAAGCGCAUCAACGCUGGGUACUAUGGAUACUACGACGACGAGGACGGCGUGCUAGAGCGCCUUGAGGCCCCCGCUGAGAAGCGCAUGCGGGAGGAGAUCGUUUCAGAGUGGCACCGUGUGGAGCGGGUGCGGCGGGAGGCCAUGAAGGGGGUGGUGAGCGGUGAGGUGGCUGCGGCUGGAGGGCGCAGCGGGGAGGCUGCUAGAGAGGUGCUGUUUGAGGGGGUGGAGGAGGAGGUCGAAGAGGAGAGGAAGCGUGAGGAAGAGAAGAGGGAGAGGGAGAAAGGGGAGGAGGCCGAAUUUGUUGCACAUGUGCCGCUACCUGAUGAAAAGGAAAUUGAGCGCAUGGUCUUAGAGAGGAAGAAGAAGGAGCUGCUUAGCAAGUAUGCCAGCGAUUCCCUGCUGGUUGAGCAGGAGGAGGCCAAGGAGAUGCUCAAUGUCCGACGCUAGAAGACGGUUUGUUCUUAAUUUCCACGUCUCCAAAGUUUUUAACUGAUGCUGGCCAGUUGAUGCAUUGAUGCUUUCGUUGUGAAGAUGAGCACCAAGUACAGGAAGGAACAUCUUUUGAAGUGCUGGCAUCAGGGGAACUGAAGACAUUGUUAAUGUAAAAGGAAACAGGUUUGCCUGAAAUCGUGUUUCUGUGUUUAAUCAACAUUGGCGAGUGAUACCGGCACCUGUUGAGUGUUGACAAAUUGACGAAGGCUAAACUUGUGGUAUCGGUGUGCCAAUGUGCACUGUAACUCGUAUCAUGAACACCAUUGGCUGCAGUGCACUGAUUAUUGGUCCCUUAUAAUUUCAGUGAUAUAGUGAAUCUGAUCUAUCAUCUCGUUUGAUGAUUUUGCCC
Molecule: messenger RNA, 1493 nt
Organism: Sorghum bicolor (sorghum)
Lineage: Eukaryota; Viridiplantae; Streptophyta; Magnoliopsida; Poales; Poaceae
Product: pre-mRNA-splicing factor ISY1 homolog
Exons: 2
Coding region: 170-1099 (309 amino acids)
Biological process (GO): generation of catalytic spliceosome for second transesterification step; mRNA 3'-splice site recognition
Cellular component (GO): catalytic step 2 spliceosome; Prp19 complex; post-spliceosomal complex
Source: RefSeq, a predicted model, not a curated record